Molecule: messenger RNA, 456 nt
Organism: Pichia kudriavzevii
Lineage: Eukaryota; Fungi; Ascomycota; Pichiomycetes; Pichiales; Pichiaceae
Exons: 1
Coding region: 1-456 (151 amino acids)
Molecular function (GO): nucleic acid binding; zinc ion binding
Source: RefSeq, a predicted model, not a curated record
AUGCCAAACCAGAGCACUGAAGAACAAAUCAAACUGUUAAAUGACCGAAUAGCAGAGUUAGCUCUGAUUGUAUCGUUAAAAACACGAGAAAUGGAUGCGAUUGAGAAGAAAUACAAUGAUCGACUACAAACAUUGAAUAAAUAUAUUGAAAAUCUUCACGUAGCUCUGGGAACUCAGCCGCAAGAAGGAUCCAUAAGAGAUGUUGAUUUGGUGGAGAAACUACAGAGCUUGCAACUUCAAAAUGAAAGUGGUGAUGAUUUUAUUAUAAUUCCCACCAAAAAGGUAAUUUUAACACCAGCUCAAGAUAAAACUAAUCCAAAAGAGCAUAGAAAGGUAUUCGUGAUACCAAAGGAGACUACACAUCAUCGACGCAAAAAUAUUACUUGCUCAUAUUGUAAAGAAACAGGUCAUAAGCGAUCGCAGUGUCCUAAAAUUCUUUAUGGAGGGCACACCUAG